Molecule: messenger RNA, 3798 nt
Organism: Melozone crissalis (California towhee)
Lineage: Eukaryota; Metazoa; Chordata; Aves; Passeriformes; Passerellidae
Gene: ZDHHC5
Product: zinc finger DHHC-type palmitoyltransferase 5
Exons: 11
Coding region: 1219-3798 (859 amino acids)
Biological process (GO): protein palmitoylation
Molecular function (GO): palmitoyltransferase activity
Source: RefSeq, a predicted model, not a curated record
CCGCCCGCCGCAGCCGCCGCCGUCCGUGCCCGGGGCCGCCGCCGCGCGCGGCCUCCUGCCGGUGAGCUGUGACACACCAGACCUCGAGUUUUAAUGGUUUUAUGUAGUAUUUUUUAAAAGACUGAUGGAUGGAUGAAUGAAGAAGGAUUUUAACGAAGGAAGGGGAAGGGAAAAAUGGAGCUGUUUGGAACAAACUGAGGUUUCUCCCCGCACUGCCCGGGCCAUGGGUGAGACAGAGCUGCUCAGCACCCCUUCCACCCUUUGGUGUCUGCUGGGGUUGUAAAGGCGCUCCCUGAACACCCCCUUCCCGUUCACCUGCUGGGAAAUGGUUGCUGCAGAGAAGAUUUAAUGAAAUUCCUGUCGCUCCCCAACCGCCAAGUGGAUUCUGAGCCCAUGGAAGGGCCUGGGGGGUCAGGAGAAAGGAGCAAGUAGGAAAACCCACAAGCCACCAGACCUUCCCCUCCGCCCCCCUCGAAAAAAAGGAUUUACAGCUCAACCCUGCACCAGCUGUUCCUCGGCUUUAACAGACAAGAGAGAAAUAAAUAAAAUUAAACGGCCACCGCCAGCCAGCCAGCCCCAGAUCCCGGUGAAAUCAGGGAGAGUGUUUCCGUGACCCCUCCAGCGAGGGGAGGAGGAGGAGGCACGGCAGCUCCGUGAGGAAGCUGGGAUUGCUUGGAGACCACCCCCUCCUUCCGUGCAGCACCGGGGGCUGCGCACAGCCGAGGCGGAUUAAAAAGGAGAAGUGGCUGCCCUGAGGCUCCCGGAGUGGCUUUUUUGCAAGCACUUUGCUGAUCCUGUGCUCUUCUCGGGGCGCUGGCUGGGUGGGAAGCAGCCUGCCCCAGCCUGGGGAAUUCCCUCCCUGCUGAGCCUGCCUGUGGGCUGCUGCCUGGACUGAGGCUUGCAAGGGCUCUCGGCAUUCCCACUCCAACGGUUGUCCUAAACCCAAAUCCCCUUCUCUGUUGUGAAUUUUUAAUGUUUUUAACCCUCCUUCCCCGUGCCCGGGAGCUCUCACGGGGCAGAGCUUAGAGUGGGCUCCUCUCCUGGGCCUCCUGCUCCUGACCCUUCUCCGGACUGCGCGCCCCGGUCGGAGCUCGCCCCGGGAGCAGGCGUGGGGGCAGGGUAGGGGUCAGCCCCUGUCCCCCUCCCCUUCUCAUCCUGCUCUGAGUCCCCUGGGGCCUGGGCUAUGCUGCGGGGCGGACCCCCCACCACAGCUCCAACAUGCCAGCAGCCUCUGGAAAGAGAUUCAAACCCAGCAAGUACGUGCCGGUCUCUGCUGCUGCCAUCUUCCUAGUGGGAGCCACCACCCUCUUCUUCGCCUUCACGUGCCCAGGGCUCAGUAUCUACGUGUCCCCCAUCAUCCCCGCCUACAAUGCCGUCGUCUUCCUCUUCGUGCUGGCCAACUUCAGCAUGGCCACCUUCAUGGACCCAGGCAUAUUCCCACGAGCUGAGGAGGACGAGGACAAAGAGGACGAUUUCCGGGCGCCGCUGUACAAGACGGUGGAGAUCAAGGGCAUCCAGGUGCGCAUGAAGUGGUGCGCGACCUGCCGCUUCUACCGCCCGCCGCGCUGCUCCCACUGCAGCGUCUGCGACAACUGCGUGGAGGAGUUCGACCACCACUGCCCCUGGGUCAACAACUGCAUCGGGCGGCGCAACUACCGCUACUUCUUCCUGUUCCUGCUGUCGCUCACCACGCACAUCAUGGGCGUCUUCGGCUUCGGGCUGCUCUACGUCCUGUACCAGGUGGAGGAGCUCUCCGGCGUCCGCAUGGCCGUCACCAUGGUGGUGAUGUGCGUGGCUGGGCUCUUCUUCAUUCCCGUCGCUGGCCUGACAGGCUUCCACGUGGUGCUCGUGGCCAGGGGCCGCACUACCAAUGAACAGGUGACGGGCAAGUUCCGCGGGGGCGUCAACCCCUUCACCAACGGUUGCUGUAAGAACGUCAGCCGGGUCCUCUGCAGCUCCCCAGCGCCCAGGUACCUCGGGCGCCCGAAGGCCGAGCAGACGGUGCUGGUGAGACCCCCGUUCCUGCGGCCCGAGGUGUCGGACGGUCAGAUCACUGUCAAGAUCAUGGACAAUGGUAUCCAGACAGAGCUGAAAAGGACGAAGGUGAGGAAGGUGGGGACCAGCGCUGUCUGCGCUGGGGCCCUCCACGGAUCCCAGGGGUGCAAGCCUGCAUCCGUGAGUAGAGAACCGAGAGAGCCUGGUCACGUUCCCUGUCCUAGUCCGUGUCGUCUUGUUCUAUGUCCCCAUGGGUUGGAAACUGUCCCCCUCCCAUGUGGCAGUGACCACAUGAGGCCUAGCCCCCUCCAUUGCCCUUACUGCUCCCAUCCUUCCCCACCCUCUGGAGGUUCCUUCUCCUUGGCACUUCCAGCACCCACCCGGGGCAUGCGCUGCCCCCUGUUCUGUCAGAUGCCCGGGAGGCAGCGGAAGCCCCCAGCGCCGCUGUCCAUGCCCUGCCAGCCCGGGGGGGCCGAGGCCCUGGCCCCUCCUGACCCUGCCUGCGCUUUGUCUCUGCAGUCCAAGGGGAGCCUGGAGGUGACGGAGAGCCAGUCUGCUGACGCCGAGCCGCCACCCCCACCUAAGCCCGACCUCAGCCGCUACACGGGCCUGAGGACACACUUAACCCUGGCCACCACUGAGGACAGCAGCUUGCUAGGCAAGGACAGCCCCCCGACUCCCACCAUGUACAAGUACCGGCCCGGUUACAGCAGCAGCAGCAGCUCGGCAGCCCUGCCCCACUCCACCAGUGCCAAGCUGAGCCGAGUGAACAGCCUGAAGGAGCCCAACUCCAUCUGUGACAGCGGCCACAAGCCCAGCUACCGCUCGGAGCCGAGCCUGGAACCCGAGAGCUUCCGCUCUCCCACCUUUGGCAAGAGCUUCCACUUUGACCCUCUCUCCAGUGGCUCCCGCUCCUCCAGCCUCAAGUCGGCCCAGGGCACGGGCUUUGAGACGGGCCACCUGCAGUCCAUCCGCUCGGAGGGCACCACCUCCACCUCCUACAAGAGCCUGGUGAACCAGACGCGCAACGGCAGCCUCUCGUACGACAGCCUGCUCACGCCCUCCGACAGCCCCGACUUCGAGUCGGUGCAGGCGGGCCCGGAGCCCGAGCCGCCCGUGGGCUACACCUCGCCCUUCCUGUCGGCGCGCAUCGCCCAGCAGCGAGAGACCGACCUGCACGGCCGCUUCGCCAGCGCCGCCUCCCCCAAGCACGCGGUGCCCCGCGAGCCGUCGCCCGUGCGCUAUGACAAUCUCUCCCGCCACAUCGUGGCCUCCAUCCAGGAGCGGGAGAAGCUGCUGCAGCAGCCGCCGGCCCCGGGCCGGGAGGAGGCCGCGGGGCUGGCGGACUCGGGCAUCCAGUCGACGCCGGGCUCCAGCAACGCCCCCCGCACCAGCUCCUCCUCGGACGAUUCGAAGCGCUCGCCCCUGGGCAAGAACCCGCUCACCCGCCCGGCCCUGCCCCGCUUCGGCAAGCCCGAGCCCCCCCCGGCGCUGCGGGUGCGCUCGCUGGGCUCCCCCGAGCAGCCCGCCGCCCCCCACCUGGGCAAAUCCGUGUCUUACAGCAGCCAAAAAACAGCGUCGCAGGCCGGCGGCCCCGAGACCGAGGAGGUGGCCUUGCAGCCCUUACUGGCACCAAAGGACGAGGUGCAGAUGAGAACAGCCUACAGCAAGUCCAACGGGCAGCCCAAGAGCCUGGGCUCGGCCCCACCGGGCUCGGGGCCGGUGCCCCUCAGCAGCCCCACCCGCGGCGGUGUCAAGAAGGUCUCGGGCGUGGGGGGCACCACCUACGAGAUCUCGGUAUGA